Messenger RNA from Salvia splendens (bonfire salvia), 1540 nucleotides. RefSeq lists its product as uncharacterized. NCBI's taxonomy places the organism in Eukaryota, Viridiplantae, Streptophyta, Magnoliopsida, Lamiales, Lamiaceae. The transcript has 12 exons. Bases 560 to 1198 code for a protein of 212 amino acids. The record is from RefSeq and is a predicted model, not a curated record. Gene Ontology annotation, molecular function: metal ion binding.
AAUCCAAUUGAUCGCCAUUUCAUCAACUGAUCUUGGCGGUGCAGUUUAAUCGGCGGAGCGAUUUCAAUUGAAGAAGAAAACGAUGGCAGAUCGGAGGGAUGCGCACAAGACAAGGCAAUUUGCCCAAGGCUCCGCCGAACCCCGCCGCUAUUCUACUGUGGGAAUUAAAAAUCUUCGUCCAAGAUACUGCUUUUGUCGUGUUUUUCUCGGCUUCUCUUGGUUAAUCAUCGUCCAUCUUGAAUCUGCUGUUAUAUAUGAGGGCCCAAGAAUAGGCCGAAUGCAUAUUGUGCACUGUAUAUAUUCUUGGAGAGAGUGGUAAUUUCUUCAUUGAAAGAUACUGGGAAGGGAUCUGUGGCUUUCAUACAGGGAUGUGAAGAAUCUGCAUAGUUGAUUUUAUGUUUUUAUCACAGCGUAGCAGAGGAUUUCUAUGAUUUGAGUUGCUUCAUUGAUCGUUGAAGGUUUUAUUUAUCUUUACACAGAGAGCCUUUUAUUUCUUUGGCUCAUUUGUUCGAGUGAUGGUAAGCUUAAGUAUCAAUUACAACUGAUCGAUAUAUGUUUUAUGACAUUUCUCAAUAUUUCAGGACAUCGAGGUGAAUUUGACUUGCGAGAAAGGCUCCAAAGGAACCGUUCUCCAUCGCGUAACUCACCAGAUAAAAGAGAGGGAAAAGCAAUACAAACCACUCAUGGAGACAGCUCUCCUGGGAAAAGGAUUGAUGACAGAAAUGUGCAGAAGAGAAGGCGUUGGGAUGCCCGUGGUGAUUACUCUGGCAGGAUGUCAGAUGGGACUUUAGAUAAGAUGAGAGAAGCGCACUAUGACAAAAAAACGCUCCAGAUGUACUUAGAGGACAAGGUUAAGGAAGCUGAUUCGUUAACUUCUGAAGUUCAUGAACUUAAGAGGCAACUUUCGAAAGAGAAAGAAGAGCGGGAAAGGUUUACUACGAACGUCAAAAAGUUCAUCGAAGUACAUUACUCUCACUUGCGAUUAGAAGACGAACUAAAGAAAUCACAGGCUCAGCUUAAGAAUUUGGUUGCGCAGCUUGAAUUAGAUGUAGGGACUCGCAGGGUAUUUUCCUCGAGUGAAGAGGAGGGCGAACUGAAGAGAUCACAGGGUGAGCUUCAGAAUUUGGGCGAACCGAAUUCUUCCUCACGUAGGCUGAGGUCACGUGUCGAAGUUCAUGGGAAAUCACCUCAAGGUUAGUGUUGGUCCCUCGAACGGAGCUGAUGUCUUGGAAGAUACAUUGAAAACAUCCUGCUUGCCAUUUCCACCACCUCCUCCUCCUAACCCUCAGAAAACAUAUACACAGUACAAAGGCAACAAUGAGAAUGUGGACGCUGAUGGAGUAGGCGAGGAGAUGGUUGAAGUCGAUAUCGUUUUAUGUAUCACAAUUUCAUGCAUCAGUACCACAUUUUGUAACAUCUGGGGCUGUCACAUUUACAAGUUCUUGUGCAGAAAUUAGGUUUGGUUGUUUUUUCUUAUACCCUUUUACUUGUUUCAUGAUCUUUGGAAAUAUAAUGUCUACCUGGUAUACACUUUUUACAA